UCACAUAUGACUCUGGGGGGGAAAAAAUACACCCAAAAAACUUUCCCAUAUGUAUUAAACAUGUUUAACUAUUUCUUCUUACUCCCCACCCAGCCUAAAUUCGCCUAUAUAACGAGACGAGAUUGCUCCAGAAAUAAGCAGCCACUCCCGCGGGGUCUCUUGAAUCACUGAGAAGCCAAGAAGGACCCACCAGCAUCAUGAGCACCAGAUGUCUCUCCGUCCUCCUGCUGCUGUUCCUGGCCGCCCAGUCUCUCCUGAGCAAAGUGCGCUGCAGUCCAACGUGCAACAACUAUUGUUGUCGCUUCGUCGAGACUUUCCCCGGCAGGCUCAGGAGGCUGCGAGAAGACUACGUGCAGAUCAGGGACUUUUACGAAGCAAACGAUGACCUGGACACUGCGCUGCUUGACCAAACUGUCGAGGACUCUUUCAGAACGCCGUUUGCCUGCCACGCCAUGCACAGCAUACUGGACUUUUACCUGGGGACGGUUCUGCCCGCAGCGAUCACCGGGAUGCCAGAGGACACCAAGGAGUUGAAACCUUCUGUGGAGUCCAUACAGCUGAUAUUCGAUGACCUGAAGAAAAGUGUAGCCAAAUGUAGGAAAUACUUUGGCUGCCAGAAGCAGUUUGACAUCAUAAAACUGAAUACGUCAUACAGCCAGAUGGAGAACAACGGAGUGUACAAGGCCAUGGGCGAGCUGGACGUGCUCUUUAACUACAUCGAGACAUACCUGGCUUCUAAACGUCAUAGGAACCACGCCCUGUCCUUGUAAAAAAUCUCGCUGACCCUCAUCAAUGUGAAUUUGCUCAUUUUGGGAAGAAACAAUAGUUGGGUACAUUUAAAUGCUUUUUUUUUUUAAAUAUAUACCACUUGUGUGAGUGGCAUGACUCUGCUAGACUGAUGGACAACACUGUAUGUGCCUCUUGAAACUCUCCGCUUUGGAAUCAUAUUGAGUCCUAUGUGUCAGCUGGAAUAUUUAUUGUUUUAAUGUACUUUUCUAUUUAUUUUCAAUUUGUAGUGAAUAAAGGAUUUGCCAGCA
Messenger RNA from Phyllopteryx taeniolatus (common seadragon), 1037 nucleotides. It is a transcript of the gene il10, whose product is annotated as interleukin 10. The record is from RefSeq and is a predicted model, not a curated record. Gene Ontology annotation, molecular function: cytokine activity. Gene Ontology annotation, cellular component: extracellular region. The transcript has 5 exons. Lineage: Eukaryota; Metazoa; Chordata; Actinopteri; Syngnathiformes; Syngnathidae. The coding region runs from base 198 to 770 and encodes 190 amino acids. Gene Ontology annotation, biological process: immune response.